AAUCCCAACCACCUGUGCACCCGAGAAACCCAACUCCUCCCGCUCGGCGCCCCGGGGGGGGAGGGUGGGAGGCAGGGGCAGGGCCGCGCCGCAGAGGGGGCCGCCGCCGCCUCCGGCCUCCUCCUCCUCCACCUCCUCCUCCUGCUCUCCUCCCCCUCCCCGCCUGACGCUGCCUCCUCGGGAAGGGUGUUUGGAGGGCAGCGGCCGCCCCAAGCCGGAGCCCCGCAGCGCUUCUUAUGAUCAGCUCGGUGUGUGUCUCCUCCUACCGCGGGCGCAAGUCGGGGAACAAGCCUCCGUCCAAAACAUGUCUGAAGGAGGAGAUGGCCAAGGGCGAGGCGUCGGAGAAGAUCAUCAUCAACGUGGGCGGCACGCGACAUGAGACCUACCGCAGCACCCUGCGCACCCUGCCGGGCACCCGGCUGGCCUGGCUGGCCGAUCCCGACGGCGGGGGCCGGCCCGACUCCGAUGGCGGCGGUGCGGGCAGCAGCGGCAGCAGCGGCGGCGGCGGCGGCGGGGGCUGCGAGUUCUUCUUCGAUCGGCACCCGGGCGUCUUCGCCUACGUGCUCAACUACUACCGCACCGGCAAGCUGCACUGCCCGGCCGACGUGUGCGGGCCGCUCUUCGAGGAGGAGCUCACCUUCUGGGGCAUCGACGAGACCGACGUGGAGCCCUGCUGCUGGAUGACCUACCGGCAGCACCGCGACGCCGAGGAGGCGCUCGACAUCUUCGAGAGCCCGGACGGAGGUGGUGGCGGCGGCGGCGGCGCGGGGCCCAAUGACGAAGCCGGCGAUGAGGAGCGGGAGCUGGCCCUGCAGCGCUUGGGCCCCCACGAGGGAGGCGCGGGGCCCGGCUCUGGGUCCGGGGGCUGCCGUGGCUGGCAACCCCGCAUGUGGGCGCUCUUUGAGGAUCCCUACUCCUCCCGGGCGGCCAGGGUAGUGGCCUUUGCCUCUCUUUUCUUCAUCCUGGUCUCCAUCACCACCUUCUGCCUGGAGACUCAUGAGGCCUUCAACAUUGACCGCAAUGUAACUGAAAUCCACCGGGUGGGGAACAUCACCAGCGUGCGCUUCCGCCGGGAGGUGGAGACAGAGCCCAUUCUGACCUACAUCGAGGGCGUGUGCGUGCUGUGGUUCACGCUGGAGUUUCUGGUGCGCAUCGUGUGCUGUCCUGACACGCUGGACUUUGUCAAGAACCUGCUCAACAUCAUCGACUUUGUGGCCAUCCUGCCCUUCUACCUGGAGGUGGGACUCAGCGGCCUGUCGUCCAAGGCGGCCCGCGACGUGCUGGGCUUCCUGCGCGUUGUGCGCUUCGUGCGCAUCCUGCGGAUCUUCAAGCUCACGCGUCACUUCGUGGGGCUGCGUGUGCUGGGCCACACGCUCCGCGCCAGCACCAACGAGUUCCUGCUGCUCAUCAUCUUCCUGGCUUUGGGCGUGCUCAUCUUUGCCACCAUGAUCUACUAUGCGGAGCGCAUAGGGGCCAGGCCCUCCGACCCACGGGGCAACGACCACACCGAUUUCAAGAACAUCCCCAUUGGCUUCUGGUGGGCCGUGGUCACCAUGACGACGCUGGGCUACGGGGACAUGUACCCCAAGACGUGGUCUGGCAUGCUGGUGGGGGCGCUGUGUGCACUGGCUGGGGUGCUGACCAUAGCCAUGCCGGUGCCGGUCAUUGUCAACAAUUUCGGCAUGUACUACUCCCUAGCCAUGGCCAAGCAGAAGCUGCCCAAGAAGCGGAAGAAGCACGUGCCCCGGCCAGCUCAGCUUGAGUCGCCCAUCUACUGCAAAUCAGAGGAGACCUCGCCCCGGGACAGCACCUACAGUGACACCAGCCCCCCUGCCCGGGAAGAGGGCGUGCUGGAGAGGAAACGAGCAGACUCCAAGCAGAAUGGCGAUGCUAAUGCGGUGCUGUCUGAUGAGGAGGGAGCUGGCCUCACCCAGCCCCUGGCCUCUGCCCCUACCCCCGAGGAGCGCCGGGCCCUGCGCCGCUCUGGCACACGGGACAGAAACAAGAAGGCAGCCGCCUGCUUCCUGCUCAGUGCUGGGGACUAUGCCUGUGCUGAUGGCAGUGUCCGAAAAGAGACCUGCCAAGACGCCCUCUCAUCCAACUAUGCCCAGGCUGAAGUCCUCACCCUCUCUUAA
Dipodomys ordii (Ord's kangaroo rat) is the source of this 2135-nucleotide messenger RNA. It is a transcript of the gene Kcnc4, whose product is annotated as potassium channel, voltage gated Shaw related subfamily C, member 4. Gene Ontology annotation, molecular function: protein binding; delayed rectifier potassium channel activity. Gene Ontology annotation, biological process: protein homooligomerization; potassium ion transmembrane transport. Gene Ontology annotation, cellular component: voltage-gated potassium channel complex; dendrite membrane; neuronal cell body membrane. The record is from RefSeq and is a predicted model, not a curated record. The coding region runs from base 237 to 2135 and encodes 632 amino acids. The transcript is spliced from 4 exons. NCBI's taxonomy places the organism in Eukaryota, Metazoa, Chordata, Mammalia, Rodentia, Heteromyidae.